AUGGUUGACGAUAAAAUUGAAUUAAAGAAUGGAGAUAUUGACGAAAGUCUAUAUUCGCGUCAACUUUAUGUUCUCGGCAUCGAUGCCAUGCGAAAAUUGCAAAAUUCUAAUGUUCUCGUAUCUGGUCUCGGCGGUUUAGGAGUGGAAAUUGCGAAAAAUAUCAUUCUCGGUGGAGUGAAAUCGGUUACGCUUCAUGAUGAAAAAUGUUGUACGGUUAAAGACCUUUCGUCUCAAUUCUACUUCAAUCAAUCUUGCAUUGGAAAAAAUCGAGCAAAAUGUUGCAAUAAGCAGCUGUCGGAAUUGAACAGCUACGUCACGACAAGUGCUUGCUCUGAAGCUUUAAGUGAAGCAAUCUUGAGCAGAUUUCAAGUCAUUGUUCUUACAGAAAGCAGCGAUAAAGAGCAGAAAAGAAUUUCGGAUAUUUGUAGGUCACAUGAAAUCGCGUUAAUCAUCGCUGACACGAAGGGAUUAUUCGGUCAGGUGUUUUGUGACUUUGGUGAGAAUUUUAUAGUUUAUGAUGAUGACGGUUUGCCACCGAAAUGUUCUCAAAUUAUUGGAAUAUCAAAGGAGCUUGAGGGAGUCAUAACGACUGAGAAGUGGCACAAUCUACUAGAUGGAGAAUAUGUCACGUUUUCUGGGAUUGAAGGAAUGACGGAAUUAAAUCAAUGGAAAGCAGUAAAAAUAAAGAAGCUUGGAAAUUAUACAUUCAGUGUUGGUGAUACAAGUAAACUCUCUGAAUACAUUGAAGGCGGAAUUGUAACGCAAGUAAAGAUGCCAAAAACUUUAUCAUUUAAACCACUUAAAGUCGCUGAGAAUCAGGCCGAAUUUACAUUCAUGCUAAUGGACUUGAAUAAAAUGAACAAUGCAGAACAAAUUCAUAUGGCGUUCACCGCUUAUCAUCGGUUUCUAGAACGUCACCAGCGUGAACCAAGACCAUGGAAUGAAAGCGACGCUUUGGAGUUUAUGAAAAUAUGUGUCGAGAGGGCAAGCCAAUUGUGCUUGGAAGUCGAUGUGAAGCUGGUGACAACGUUCUCUAAAAUCUGCACGGGAAAUCUCGCACCAAUGAACGCAAUCAUUGGCGGAAUCACAGCGCAGGAGGUGAUGAAAGCUUGUUCCGGGAAAUUCACUCCCAUUACACAAUAUUUAUGCUUCGACGCCCUCGAAUGCUUACGAGACGAAGAAGCCAUGCCUAAAUAUCUCUCUCAGAACUGUGGAUCGCGCUACAAUUCACAGUCCAUUGUAUUCGGCAGUGAUGUGCAACGACGCAUUGAAGAUUUAAAAAUGUUUAUUGUUGGUGCUGGCGCCAUUGGAUGUGAAUUGUUGAAGAACUUUGCAAUGAUGGGUGUCGGAUGUGGAAAUGGUGAAAUGAUUAUUACGGAUAUGGAUUUGAUUGAAAAAUCAAAUCUCAAUCGACAAUUUCUCUUUCGUUCCUCUGAUGUUGGCUCUUCAAAGUCACAAAUAGCAGCACGAGUUGCGAAAAUCAUGAAUAAUCAACUUAAUAUCUUCCAUCAUGAAAAUAAAAUUUGCUCUGAAACUGAAAAUAUUUACAACGAAUUUUUCUUCGAAAAGCUUGAUUUAGUUGCGAAUGCUUUGGAUAAUGUUGACGCACGUUUGUUUGUUGAUCGGAAAUGUGUGAUUUAUCAUAAGCCUUUGAUUGACUCAGGCACACUUGGAACGAUGGGAAAUGUCCAAGUUGUUGUUCCACAUCUAACCGAAUCCUAUGCUUCGUCUGUUGAUCCACCUGAGAAAAGUAUUCCGGUGUGCACACUCAGACAUUUUCCAAACGCAAUUGAACACACAAUACAAUGGGCUCGUGAUAAAUUUGAAGGAUUCUUCUACAACGAUGUCGUUGAUGCUGAGAAAUUUCUUUCUGAUGACAAUUAUCUCGAUAAUCUUGUGGCAAAAAACAACGUCGCGUCACUUGAAUCAUUGCAAUCAAUCAAAAAGUUAUUGAUUGACGAACGUCCACAUAACUUUUUUGAUUGCGUCAAAUGGGCGCGUUAUCGCUUUGAGGAUCUCUUCAUAAAUCAAAUCAAACAAUUACUUUUCAAUUUUCCUCCCGGACAAGUCACAUCAAAUGGAGAAUUGUUUUGGUCGGGAAGUAAAAAAAUGCCAACGUUCAUAACGUUCGAUGUCAAUCAACAAUUACAUAUUGAUUUCAUUAUUUCAUCUGCCAACUUGAUGGCUGAAAUUUUUGAUUUGAAUUCGAAUCGUGACUAUUCGUAUGUGAUUGAAAAUGUGCGAAAAGUUGAGGUGCGAAAUUUUGAGCCGCAAUCGAAUGUGAAAAUUCCUGUAAGUGAUGCUGAGCUGGAAGAGAAAAACGACAGCGACGAAGAAGUUGAUGAAGAGGCAAUUAGAAAAUUAGCAGAUGAAUUAAUGAGCUUGAAUAAAUUAGGACUAAAAGCGAGAGGUUUGCAAUUUGAAAAGGAUAACGACGCAAAUUUGCACAUGGAUUUUGUCGUAGCAGCUUCGAAUUUAAGAGCAGAAAAUUACAAAAUUCCACCCGCCGACAAACUCAAAUCAAAAUUAAUUGCUGGCAAAAUUCAGCCCGCAAUCGCAACUUCGACGAGUAUCGUUGCAGGCUUUGCCUGCCUUGAAGCUUACAAGAUUGCCCAGGGCUUCAAGGAUAUAAAACGAUACCAAAACAGUUACUUCAACCUCGCUGACAAUUCAUACGCAUUCUCAGAGCCUAAAGAGGCUGCUACAAGUCAAUUUUAUAAAACAUUAUGGACGAUCUGGGAUCGCUUUGAUAUCAACCAUCCAAUGACAUUACGACAGUUAUUGGAUUAUUUCAAGAAGGAACAUCGUCUCGAAAUUACGAUGUUGUCGCAAAACGUCACGAUGCUUUACUCGUUCUUCAUGUCAGAAAAGAAGCUCAAAGAACGUGAGAAUUUGUUGAUCGAUGAGUGCAUAGAGCACAUAAUGGAGGAGAAAACUGAACCGCACGUCAAGUCGUUAAUAUUGGAAGCUUAUUGUUGCGAUGAAGAUGAUAUGGAAGUUAAAGUGCCCUACAUAAGAUAUCUUUUGAGGUCGUAA
Molecule: messenger RNA, 3036 nt
Organism: Clunio marinus
Lineage: Eukaryota; Metazoa; Arthropoda; Insecta; Diptera; Chironomidae
Source: the annotation of a GenBank genome assembly